Molecule: messenger RNA, 1597 nt
Organism: Hippocampus comes (tiger tail seahorse)
Lineage: Eukaryota; Metazoa; Chordata; Actinopteri; Syngnathiformes; Syngnathidae
Gene: gsg1l
Product: gsg1-like
Exons: 5
Coding region: 312-1238 (308 amino acids)
Cellular component (GO): plasma membrane
Source: RefSeq, a predicted model, not a curated record
GAGAGAGAGAGAGAAAGAGAGAGAGAGAGAGAAAGUCAUUGCGCGUGCCUGCCGCGCGCUAAAAAGUCCAGUCACAAGCUGCGGGGGACGUGCACCACACAAGUCCUCCUGUCUUUACACUUCACGCCCGACAAGACCACCGGACCGGAGCGACCACAGGAGGACUAAGAAAGACAGGGGGACGUCAAAUAAGAUAAGGAGCACGCGGUUCCCUACCCCGUGCGUCAUGCCGCCCGCGCUCCAAGCCGCCUGACGCGCCUCCAGCCACUGCCACCACCGCCGCCGCCGCCUUCUCUUCCACCGCCGCGACCAUGAAGACGACGCGUAAGUGUCGCGCUCUUCUGUCGGUGGGCCUGAACCUGGUGGCGCUGCUGUUUUCCACCACGGCCUUCAUCACCACGUACUGGUGCGAGGGCACGCAGCGGGUGCCCAAGCCCAACUGUAGCGCACAGCGGCGCCACAACUGUAUCGACUACGGCGUCAACGAGACGGACCAGAGCAAGGUGCACUACAGCUGGGAGACCGGCGACGACCGCUUCCUCUUCAGACGCUUCCACACGGGAAUCUGGUACUCGUGCGAGGAGAACAUCCACGAGGCAGGUGAGAAGUGUCGCAGCUUCAUUGACCUGGCCCCCGCCUCGGAGAGAGGCGUGCUGUGGCUGUCGGUGGUGUCGGAGGUCCUGUACAUCCUGCUGUUAGUGGUGGGCUUCAGCCUGAUGUGUUUGGAGCUCUUCCACUCCAGCAACGUCAUCGACGGGCUCAAGCUGAACGCCUUUGCUGCCGUUUUCACCGUGCUGUCCGGUCUUCUGGGAAUGGUGGCCCACAUGAUGUACACUCAAGUGUUUCAGAUCACCGUCAGUCUGGGUCCUGAAGAUUGGAGGCCUCACAGCUGGGAUUAUGGAUGGUCUUUUUGCAUGGCGUGGGGUUCCUUCACGUGCUGCAUGGCUGCCUCGGUCACCACGCUCAACUCCUAUACCAAGACAGUCAUCGAGUUUCGCCACAAGCGCAAACUCUUCGAGCAGGGUCUCCGCGAGGAGCAGAACUUCCUGGACCAGGAGGCCUUCCACUACUUCCGAGAGCGCUCCUUGCAGUCUAUCUCGGGCACGCUGGACAUCUACCCGGGUCCUGGGGGCAUACCCGGGCCCCCUCCGGACCCAGUGGUGGGUCGGUCCAAGAUGAGAACCGCUUCCGUUGACUUGGGCGAGAACACGGACUCGCUGGGGGAGGAGCAGUGCUGAAAAAGGUCACAGAGGUGGUUCUGAGCAAGAACCUGGACCUGGUUCUAGCAUUACAAUUUGAAUUUGUAGCCGCCUUUACUUUAUUAAGACUUGACAAGACAAAUGGAAAUUUCAAUGAAACAAGACUUGAAUUGUACACUUUGUCCAUACAUGUAAUAACAAAAUAUGACAUACCAUAUAAUGCAACAACCAAUACACUGUAUCAGAUCCUUAAAAUUUGUGGAAUUUUUUUUUCAUUUUUGAUUUUAGCACAUUUCACAUUUAUGUGUAGUAUUUGGAUGUAAUUUUCAAUAUAUAAUUAAUCAGAGGGUGGGUUUGCACGUCUGCUUCACAGUACAGAGGUGCAGGGUUCGAUUAUG